AUGGCUGCCCACCUCGCGAUCGAAGUCGCCAAGUUGAUCGACCCUCGCGACAUUGCAGCUCAGAUCGACCACGCCCUGCGCGAAUGCUAUCUCCAGAGUCGACCAGUCUACUUGACAUUGCCGACGGACAUGGUGAGACGGAAGAUUGAGGGCGCAAGGCUAAGGACGAAGCUGGACCUGAGUCCCCACAAGAAUGAUCCGGAGAAAGAAGACUAUGUGGUCGAUGUGGUGUUGGGAUACCUGAGCAAGGCGAAGAAUGCCGUCAUCCUGGUCGACAGUUGCGCCGUCCGUCACCGCGUCCUCGACGAGACCCACGAGCUGAUUGAGAAAUCUGGGUUACCUGUUUUUGUGGCCCCUAUGGGUAAGGGCGCCGUGGAUGAAACCCUGCCCAACUUUGGGGGCAUCUAUGCGGGAGCCGCGUCGAAUCCAGGCGUGCAAGAUCGCGUCGAGUCUGCCGACCUGCUCUUGACCAUUGGUAGUGUCAAGUCCGAUUUCAACACCGCCGGCUUCUCGUACCGAACCUCCCAAAUGAAGACCAUCGACUUCCACAGCACCUACACUCGGGUGCGCUAUUCGGAAUACCCUGGUGUCGGCAUGAAGGGCGUCCUGCGCAAACUCAUCGACAGGCUACCGAAACUGAACAUCCAACCCGGUCCGACUCCUCCCCUGAAUAAGAUGCCCGAAGACGCGGGCGCCGCCACGUCUGCUAUCACUCAUAGCUGGUUUUGGCCUCGCCUCGGUCAUUGGCUCCGGGAUGGCGACGUUGUGCUCACUGAGACCGGGACGUCCAACUACGGCAUCUUCGACACUCGAUUCCCCAAGAAUGUCACGAACAUCAGCCAGAUCCUGUGGGGCAGCAUUGGGUAUGCCACCGGGUCCUGCCAAGGUGUUGCACUCGCUCUCAAAGAGUUAGGUGGAAACCGCCGGACUAUCCUGUUCACUGGCGACGGCAGUUUCCAGCUCACCUGCCAGGAAGUGAGCACCAUGAUUCGACACAAUCUCAAUCCCAUCAUCUUCAUCAUCUGCAACAACGGCUACACCAUCGAACGGUUCAUCCACGGUAUGGAAGCAACUUACAACGACAUACAGAACUGGAAUUACAAAGACUUACUCCCAGCAUUUGGGGCAAAAGAGGGCAACUACAAAACGUACCAGGUCAGGACGAAGGACGACGUGCAGGCAUUGCUUCAAGACGAGAACUUCUCCAGAGCUCCCUAUCUGCAGCUGGUCGAAUUGUACAUGCCGUGGAACGAUUCUCCAGCAGGACUUUGUGUGACUGCUGAAGCGAGUGCGCGCAACAAUGCAAGGAUGCUAGAAACAUCAUAG
Messenger RNA from Cladophialophora carrionii CBS 160.54, 1326 nucleotides. RefSeq lists its product as uncharacterized. The record is from RefSeq and is a predicted model, not a curated record. The transcript has 2 exons. Bases 1 to 1326 code for a protein of 441 amino acids. Gene Ontology annotation, molecular function: thiamine pyrophosphate binding; magnesium ion binding; carboxy-lyase activity. Lineage: Eukaryota; Fungi; Ascomycota; Eurotiomycetes; Chaetothyriales; Herpotrichiellaceae.